GAGCUGUAACCUGCAGAGGAGAAAGGAGCAGUGGCUGAGCAACAUCUGCACCUUGGAGGAGAAGAGGUCUGUCUCGGAACAGGAAUAUAUCCAAUUGGCGAGCAGCUUCCGUAGGAGCAAAACCGAGCAGCUACACCUGCAGAGGGACGAGGUUUCCAGGCGCCAGCAGCUAGAAGCGGAGAGAGAGGCGGCGGUGCGAGCAGCGGCCGAAGCUGACAGUCAGCUGCAGCAGACCGGCCGGCAACUGGGAUCCGUGCAGAGAGAGCUGUGUGAGAAAGACGCCGCGUUUGCCACAGUUCGGGGAAGAGCGGAGAAAGUGCAAAGGGAGCUGUCAGAAGCAAGAUGGGAGAUCCAGCACCUCCUCACUGCAAACCGAGCUGGAACAGGCACCGGUGAACAACUGCUAUUGAAAGCCAGCCGCCUGCAAGCAGCUAUUCAAUCGCCGAGAGAGGGGUUCUUUCAACAAGAAUUGUGUGGACUGAAAAUUCAGGGGAGCUGUGGCGAAGAAGAGAGGCAGAAAUUGACUCAACGCCAAGCACAGAGUGGAGCUGCUCGCUGUUUAUUGCCAUGGACUCAGCGAGGGGGCAGCCGUGACUCCGUAACCAUACGCGCGUGCACACCAUUACUGGAUGCCUUAAUGUUGGAACACUGCUACCCAUUCCCGCAAAUCCCGAGUCUUUCAGUGACUGCCUCCAGCUUUUGUGUCGUCUCCAGUGAAGAACACCAAAAACAAAUGACUUCAGCAACUGAUGAGCUGUUCAACAGCGAUUCGAGGUGCAGGUUAAACUCAGAUGGCAUCCAGAUCGAUGCGGAGUUUGCAGCAUCGGGACUGAGCGGAGAGCUCGUGACGGAGGCAUCUGCUGAUGAGAGAGUCGACCACAACGAACUGCUUCCGACCAGUGAAGAGCGUGAUCACCACCAGCUGAGUGCAGAUCCUGUUGCUACCUUGGACAGCUCCACAAUGUCCGGGUCCGCUCUCCCCGAUACUUGCUCCAUACAGACCGAUAAGAACCCGGAACAACAUGAAGUCUCAACAGCACCCAGUGAAGGUGGCGAAAGCAGUGCCAGUGUGGGCGACGUGAUUAAAGCUGGCUCCGUGGAUGGUCCACUGCCUCCAGCGGGUUGUCAACCGGGCACUGAAUCAUCUGCCACCAACUGCAACCAACCAGUAAAAGUAAAAACUAAUUUGGAGGCUACCCGAGGAUCUGUGGCUGUGGAUGAGAUGAGCUCAUGUGGUGAAAAGGUAGAUCCUAUCAGAGCGACAGGAAAGCAGCAUAUUGGAGACUUGUUGAGGAAGAGCAACUCUCAGAGUGCCCUCGCAACUGAACAGGACGUGGAGGCCGAGUUUCUCCGCUUCUCGCUGGGCUUCAAGUGCGAUAUGUUCACCCUGGAUAAGAGGCUGCGUCUGGAGGAACGAUCCCGGGACCUGGCGGAAUUGAAUCUGAAGAAGGAGAUUGAGAAAUGUCAGCAAGCUUUGCAGACGGUGAGGCCCCUGUGUGAAGAGGAGCAGUCGGUGGAGAUCUUCGAGAAGCUUGAGAAAAGUCUCGGCAUCCUCACCCAGACCAUCACGAGGGUAGUGAGCCGUGCGGAAAUGUUGGGAGCCAUUCACCAGGAGACGCGGGUGAACAAGGCGGUGGAGGUAAUGAUCCGCUACGUUGAGAACCUGAAGCGGAUGUACGUGAAGGAACACUCAGAGCUGGAGGAGAUGAAGCAAGUGCUGCUCCACAACGGAAACUCACUUCGAGAUCACCCAGAUGAACCCAGGAACAAGAGGUUCCCCAGCCAGACAUACGGCAAAGGUCCCUUGCGAAGAGUGAGCAUCGCCGCGAUCCCGAGAAGCAGCGGCGGAGUGCAGUUUAAUGCGUUGGGGGAGAUUGAAAUCAGAAGAAAGUCUGAAGGAGACCAGGACAAGUUGCGGAGCAAGUUCACCAGGAAGAUAAGCAAUUGGACAUUUUUAGGGCCAAAGCCACAUGAUGCCUCCAGGUCCCGGCCUUCACUUCAUCAGUUUAUCAGCACCUGUACCUGGGGAAAAAAGGGCAGUCAGCUGUUCAAUAAAGGCCCCACGGCAGAGCUGGAUGUUCAGGAGGAUGAAGAGAAAUCAGAGGCAACAGAACCCAUCUUGACAGAACCAGAGAGAGAUGAUCUGAUCGUUCCAUCGUGUACAGUAAACAAAGGGCUUUGGCCCCAGCUAGCCGAAUUGUGGGACUUCUUUUCCAAAAGCAACAAGGGUGCGUGGCUGCCAGUCAUACUACUCUUCUCACUCAGCAUUUUGGGCAGUUUUCUCAUCGGCUGGUCUUUGCACACAUCUGUUGAUGCUGCCGCUGCCGCUGCCGUGGAGCCCGGAGACAGCUGGAAAGCUAUUCAACAAUUCCUCUGGCCUUACUCAGGACUUCAGCACAAUGGACAGCCUCCAGUGUGACCAAUGACCAGCAAGGCACACGGACAUUUACUCUGCAUCCCGUUGACCCUUCACUGAGAAUGGCUCAGCCGACCAGUUGCUUGUUUUAAUUUAAAUUAAAACAAACUCUUUAAAUUUUAAUCUUGACAGAUCAUGUCAAACGAAGCAUUAAGCAUUGGACAACACUCAUUUUUUUAACGGGCGGCUGAAGCGGCCGUAAUCUAGUAAAUGUUUGAUAUUUUUUUAUUAACACCUGCAAUCCUACUCAAUUUUGCCUUAAGGCAAAAUUAGUCAAUGAAACAGGGACAGUAUUUUGGGCGCAGGUGAAGUUCCCAAUUGCUGUAAUUCUUUUUAAACUACGCAAAGCUGAAUGUGAAAAGCAACAAUGUAAAGAUUUAUUUGCAAACCCGAUAUUAUUUUUAAAAGCACUUUUGGAAAGUGUGCACAAUAAAGUCUGUAGUUGACCUUACA
This is a messenger RNA of Amblyraja radiata (thorny skate), 2869 nucleotides long. RefSeq names its product lymphoid-restricted membrane protein (gene lrmp). NCBI's taxonomy places the organism in Eukaryota, Metazoa, Chordata, Chondrichthyes, Rajiformes, Rajidae. Bases 638 to 2419 code for a protein of 593 amino acids. Gene Ontology annotation, cellular component: endoplasmic reticulum membrane. The transcript has 23 exons. The record is from RefSeq and is a predicted model, not a curated record.